GGUUUUACUGUAUUGAUUUUGACCUUCCAAAUCUGGUGAUUUCCAUCAAAGAUCCAAGGCCUGUCAAAAGAGAAGAUAAAAAAUGGGGUCAUCGUAGGAUAGCAAUGGAAGAUCCUUUUUCUACCAAGUGGAACGUUGCUUCGUCAUUAAGUAGCGACAGAGCAUACGACUACCUUUUUACUUGCUGGAAGAACAGCUUUAGAUAUUUUACAUCCUCGCCACAAAAUGGGUCAAAUACGGAUAUACAAAAUACAAGUUCUAAACCAGCCCACAAGAAGAACGACAGUAAAUCAGUGAAAACUAAGAAGCAGGAGAGCAAAGCCGCUGCUAUUGACGAGGAUAUUUUUCAAAUGGAUGACUUGGAUCUUCUGACCAAACAAAUGCGCUCUAUGGAUGUUUCUAGCAAUGACUGCGAAGAUGGAGGUUCCUCUCAAAGACAAACCAAAAAGAAAGGUACUAGUUUAAAAAGCAAGGCUCAAGAUGACGCGGAAAUUGAAGUUGAAAUAAGUUGGGGUGGAUCUAAAGAGGACGAUAACAGAAACUCCAAAACUGACUCAGAGGAACAAGCGUGUGGUGUUGCAGACAAAAGUAAAGACAUUGUCUACAGAUUUGAUACCAAGAUUUUCCAAGGAAACAGUAAUCCAGUUAAAACCUGUUGCUUUUGCAAAGAGGAUGGUCAUGUUAAGGAUCAGUGCCCAGAUUUGCAGAAGCCAUCUCUGAUAGCACUGCCGCCAAUGACGCCAAUGUUUGCUAAAGUGUUAGAUUUUGUUUGCCAGACUUGUAGAGCUGAUUUUGAAUUUGAAAAAUCAGAAGUAUCCUACAGAGAGAAGGUGUUAAGGGAUUUGGAAAGCUACAUUAAUGGGCAGUAUCCAGGGUCAAAUACGGAGAUACAAAAUACAAGUUCUAAACCACCCCACAAGAAGAACGACAGUAAAUCAGUGAAAACUAAGAAGCAGGAGAGCAAAGCCGUUGCUGUUGACGAGGAUAUUUUUCAAAUGGAUGACUUGGAUCCUCUGACCAAACAAUUGCGCUCUAUGGAUGUUUCUAGCAAUCACUGCGAAGAUGGAGGUUUCUCUCAAAGGCAAACCAAAAAGAAAGGUUCUAGCUUAAAAAGCAAGGCUCAAGAUGACGCGGAAAUUGAAGGUGAAAUAAGUUUGAGUGGAUCUAAAGAGGAAGAUAACAGAAACUCCAAAACUGACCCAGAGGAACAAGCGUGUGGUGUUGCAGACAAAAGUCAAGACAUUGUUUACAGAUUUGAUACCAAGAUUUUCCAAGGAAACAGUAAACCAGUUAAAACCUGUUGCAUUUGCAAACAGGAUGGUCAUGCCAAGGAUCGGUGCCCACGUUUGCAGAAGCCACCUCUGAUUGCACUACCGCCAAUGACGCCAAUGUUUGCUAAAGUGUUAGAUUUUGUUUGCCAGACUUGUAGAGCUGAUUUUGAAUUUGAAAAAUCAGAAGUAUCCAACCGAGAGAAGGUGUUAAGGAAUUUAGAAAGCUACAUUAAUGGGCAGUAUCCAGAAGCACGACUGUUUUUGUUUGGUUCCUCCAAAAAUGGCUUUGGUUUUCGCCACAGUGACAUUGAUAUUUGCAUGACGCUGGAAGGCCGUGUCAAAGAAGAAGUGGAUUGUGUAGAGGUAAUUCGUAGCCUUGCAAAGCUCCUGAGGAAACACAGAGACUGUGGCAAUGUGCUGGCUAUCACCACAGCAAAAGUUCCCAUUGUGAAGUUCUUCCUUCGCAGUCGUAAACUUGAGGCUGAUAUAAGUUUAUAUAACACACUCGCAUUGGAGAACACAAAGAUGCUUGCUACUUACGCUAAACUGGAUGAUCGUGUGGCAACUCUGGGUUAUACUGUUAAGGUCUUUGCCAAGGUAUUUAUUCCUGUCGAAGAAAACGAAAGCCUUCUUCACUUGCGCACGACUUGCUUUGCAGACCCUUUCAAUCUGGACCACAACUUGAGCGCGGGCGUGACAAAGAGGAUGGCGAACUAUAUUCUGACCACGUUUAUCAGAGGACGUGAACGCUUUGGAAUUCCACGAUGUGAUAUACCAAAAGAGUUCUUGCAGCGGUACUUCUUUGAUGUUUACUAUCUUACAGAUGGCUUUGAAGCUCCAAGUGAAAGGAAUUGUCGCGUGUGUGGUAAAAUAGGCCAUAUUGCAAAAGAUUGUCCUCUCUCUAAGGCCAACCGACGUGCAGAGCAAAGGAAGGAACAGGAGGAAAGGAAAUCGGGAAAAGAAACAGGCGAGAAAAUGAACGUGAAACAGAUGCCCUUUGGUGCAGGCUCCGUACGUCCAAGAUCUGCUUCUGCAACAGGCAAAGAGGGACAAAACAAGAAUGUUGACGACAGUAUACAUCUGCCAUCGACAUCAUCUCGCAAAGGUGCUAACGCUUCGGAUGUAACAUCUCUCUUAAAAUCUCAACCAGAUUCACAAGAUCUUUCGUCUCCAAAGGAGAGCAGGAGCAUCGAGUCGAGAGGAGUCGCUGAUAAACUAUCUGAAAUACCAACUAUGAAAACACCUGACGAUACUCUUCUGCAGGGCUCUCUAAGUGUGCAUUCAGUUACUAAAGAGACUUUGGUGGAAUCAAAAGAGGGCAUAUCCCAACCCAUACAGACAAGCCACAUCUCGGAUGUUAAGAAUGAGAAGGGUGAUGAAGAAAUAAAUGUAGAUGACUCAGCAGGCAUCAUACCACCUGCGGUUUUACCUGGGUCAAAGGACGAGGGUGUCAGUAAUACAGCAACAUCAAGAGUACGUACUUCUUCAUCAGUACAAUCCAGUCACUCUGGAGAAAUGGAACCACCUCCCGGCUUUCACAACCUAGGCGGGAUGUCUCAGGUGUCUGGUGAAGUAUCCCCACAGCUUUUACCUGAUGGUCUCCCACAGUCUCCCUCUGUAAAUGGAUCAUCACCCAUUAUCUUACAAGGUCAGACUAUUGUUAUGGGCACUCCACCACGGCAUCCAGUAAGCAUGUUCCACCCCGAAAUUGCUCCGUUUUUAGUUUCUCCUGCUCGACAUGACAUGUGGCUGAGGCAACAGGGUGGGAUCAUGCAGUUUCCCCAUACUGCACCUGUGAGGCAACUUGUUCCUUAUCCUUUGUCACCUGAAGUUCAAAGGGUUCAACAGCCAAAGCAACAGUGGAGUGGUCCUGCAGAAAACUUUCCAGUGGAUCAUCCCGCCUCCGCUCACCGUGGAUUCCAUCGCCUUUUGGAGCACAACCAGCGCAUGCUUCCCCACAGCCCCCCAAAUAUUUCAAGAUUUGCUAAUUGGCCUUUGGGACCAGACAGCCCACCCCCUAAUGCGACCAGCUACGAAGACCCAGCAAUAUUAAGAGGGCAGCAGUUUGCUUCGCAUCCAGUGAGGCAUCCUCCUUUUCCUGAAGGCAUUUCUCCCACUCUCACACCACGCCAGACCCAGUUUCCUCCUGGCACCCCUCCACAAUACCCUCAAUUUCUGCCUGGUACUUCUCCACAGCAAACCCCCUUCCCUGUUGGUUCUCCUCAACAGACUCAAUUUCUUCCUGGAACUCCUCCAAAGCGAACCCAUGUUCCUGUUGGUUCUCCUACACAGCAGACUCAAUUUCUUCCUGGAACUCCUCCACAGCGAACCCAUGUUCCUGUUGGUUCUCCUCCACAACACCCUCAAUUUCUGCCUGGAUGGAAUUGCUGGUUUCUGAGUGACGAGAAGAAAAUUAGAAGUGCCUGGAAUCCAAAGGAAAGGAACAGUUUCAGUGUGGGUCUCUUGUGGUAUGGCUUUUUAAGAUAUUAUACCGAAGAGUUUGACUUCAAGCAUGACGUGGUUUGUUGCAGAAGGACAGAAAAGCUGACCAAAUUAGAAAAAAUGUGGACCAAACACGUGUUUGCAAUUGAGGACCCUUUCAAUCUGGACCACAACUUGGGCGCAGGCGUGACAGGGAAUAUGGCGAACUAUAUUCAGACCACGUUUAUCAGAGGACGUGAACGCUUUGGAGUUCCACGAUGUGAUAUACCAAAAGAGUUCUUGCAAGGGUACUUCUUUGAUCUUACAGAUGGCCUUGAAGUUCCAAGUGACAGGAAUUGUCGCGUGUGUGGUAAAAUAGGCCAUAUUGCAAAAGAUUGUCCUCUCUCUAAGGCCAACCGACGUGCAGAGCAAAGGAAGGAACAGGAGGAAAGGAAAUCGGGGAAAGAAACAGGCGAGAAAAUGAACGUGAAACAGAUGCUCUUUGGUGCAGGCUCCGUACGUCCAAGAUCUGCUUCUGCAACAGGCAAAGAGGGACAAAACAAGAAUGUUGACGACAGUAUGCAUCUGCCAUCGACAUCAUCUCGCCAAGGUGCUAACGCUUCGGAUGUAACAUCUCUCUUAAAAUCUCAACCAGAUUCACAAGAUCUUUCGUCUCCUCCAAAGGAGAGCAGGAGCAUCGAGUCGAGAGGAGUCGCUGAUAAACUAUCUGAAAUACCAACUAUGAAAACACCUGACGAUACUCUUCUGCAGGGCUCUCUAAGUGUGCAUUCAGUUACUAAAGAGACUUUGGUGGAAUCAAAAGAGGGCAUAUCCCAACCCAUACAGACAAGCCACAUCUCGGAUGUUAAGAAUGAGAAGGGUGAUGAAGAAAUAAAUGUAGAUGACUCAGCAGGCAUCAUACCACCUGCGGUUUUACCUGGGUCAAAGGACGAGGGUGUCAGUAAUACAGCAACAUCAAGAGUACGUACUUCUUCAUCAGUACAAUCCAGUCACUCUGGAGAAAUGGAACCACCUCCCGGCUUUCACAACCUAGGCGGGAUGUCUCAGGUGUCUGGUGAAGUAUCCCCACAGCUUUUACCUGAUGGUCUCCCACAGUCUCCCUCUGUAAAUGGAUCAUCACCCAUUAUCUUACAAGGUCAGACUAUUGUUAUGGGCACUCCACCACGGCAUCCAGUAAGCAUGUUCCACCCCGAAAUUGCUCCGUUUUUAGUUUCUCCUGCUCGACAUGACAUGUGGCUGAGGCAACAGGGUGGGAUCAUGCAGUUUCCCCAUACUGCACCUGUGAGGCAACUUGUUCCUUAUCCUUUGUCACCUGAAGUUCAAAGGGUUCAACAGCCAAAGCAACAGUGGAGUGGUCCUGCAGAAAACUUUCCAGUGGAUCAUCCCGCCUCCGCUCACCGUGGAUUCCAUCGCCUUUUGGAGCACAACCAGCGCAUGCUUCCCCACAGCCCCCCAAAUAUUUCAAGAUUUGCUAAUUGGCCUUUGGGACCAGACAGCCCACCCCCUAAUGCGACCAGCUACGAAGACCCAGCAAUAUUAAGAGGGCAGCAGUUUGCUUCGCAUCCAGUGAGGCAUCCUCCUUUUCCUGAAGGCAUUUCUCCCACUCUCACACCACGCCAGACCCAGUUUCCUCCUGGCACCCCUCCACAAUACCCUCAAUUUCUGCCUGGUACUUCUCCACAGCAAACCCCCUUCCCUGUUGGUUCUCCUCAACAGACUCAAUUUCUUCCUGGAACUCCUCCAAAGCGAACCCAUGUUCCUGUUGGUUCUCCUACACAGCAGACUCAAUUUCUUCCUGGAACUCCUCCACAGCGAACCCAUGUUCCUGUUGGUUCUCCUCCACAACACCCUCAAUUUCUGCCUGGUACUCCUCCACAGCAAACCCAUAUUCCUGUUGGUUCUCCUCCACAACAGACUCAAUUUCUUCCUGGCACUCCUGCACAGCAAACCCAUGUUCCUGUUGGUUCUCCUUCACAACAGACUCAAUUUGGUCCUGGCAAUCCUCCACAGCAAACCCCCUUACUUGUACGUUCUCGUACACAACAGACUCAAUUUCGUCCUGGCAAUCCUCCACAGCAAACCCCCUUACCUGUUAGUUCUCCUCCACGACAGACUCAAUUUCAUCAUGGUGUCUCUUCACGGUCCCCUGUUGCCCCAGGACAGAGUAUGCCACAGCCACAAGGAAACAGUUUCCAGCAUACCAUCGGAACACACAUGACAGGAGAACAGUUUAUCAGCCUCUUCCGGGCUGCUGAAGAAGAGGUAAAGAAAGAAGACAUUGCCCCAACGAAUCCCCCUCCAAAUGAUGAGUUUGAGUCUAAGGACCUGCACAUUGCUCCAAAGAAUUUGAAAGCUGCUAAGACACCAGAAGAACACCAGUUGUUAUCCAAGCUGAGCAAAGUGAAGAGCCUAUGGGAAGGCAACGCUACAGCUGAAUUGCAAAGCAGUUGCUCAGCUCCAGUGCCUGUAAAGGAAUUGAAUCCCAGUGGGCACACUGAAGUUCAAGAAUCAGAUGAUGCGAUUGCUUCCUUCCAAGACACCGAGGUAACAGUAAAAGAGGAAACAUGUACAACUGUUACCGAGAAUUUGAUUAGAAAAAAGGAUGAAGGAAUGAUGGUGGAUAAAGUUGAUAGUACAGAAAGUGUUUCUGAAAAGCCCAAUGGAACGGCUUCGUCGACCCAAGGGCACAAUAAAGUGGCCUCCAGAAGGGUGAGCACAGAGGAGCAACAUUUAUCUAACCGGGAGGUUACUUUGAAAGGUAAAUCGGAGGCAAAUGCGACUGCAGUAGACAAAGGUGAGCGAAAGAGAGCUGAGGAACAAGAAGAACCCAUUGAAACUUCCGCUACGCAGGCAGAUGCCCCCAGGAAGAAGAACGCUAGAAGUGGCGGUCGUGCAAGAAAGGCCAAGACGCAAAGGCAAAACGAAGUUAUUGAGAGUCCUCCAAACAAGCAGGAGAAAACCGGGGAUGGUGGCAGAGAAGAAACAAAGAAUACUCAGGUGCAAAAUCAACGUCAGAAGAAUCGCGUCGAUUUCAAAGUUGAUGCUUCAAAGGAUUCUCCUUCGUAUUCUCCCAAAAGACCUGGAUCUGAACGCGCCGAAGAAAAACCGAGUGGAUCCUCUAGAGAAGGUCCUUGCCACGGUGCCGAGUCAAGUAAAAAUUCUACUCCCAAAAAGCUUGGAUAUGAACGCUCCAAAGUAAAACCGACUGACUAUUCAAGAGACCCUUUUGGCCAAAGCGCUGAUUCAAAUCAAAUUUCUACGCCUAAAAGGCCGAGAUCUGAACGUCCCGAAGAAAAACCGAGUGAAUUUUCUAGGGACCUCCCUCGCCGUGAUGCCGGGUCAAAUAAGAACACUAGGCCUGGAUCUGAACGCUCCGAAGCAAAAUCGAAUAAAUCUUCAAAAGUCGAUUCUCGCCGUGGUGCUGAGCCAACUCAAGUGGCAACACCCCAAAAGCCUAGAUCCGAGCGUUCUGAAGAAAGACUGAGUCAAUCCCCCGGGGACGAUCCUCGCCGGGAUGCCGAGUCCACACUGUCUUCGAAUAAACACAAAGUGUCAUCUUCAAGUAAGAAAGAGCCUGGAAAGAGAGCACCACAGGAAACCAAGAAAGGCCCUGAAAAGAGA
Molecule: messenger RNA, 7334 nt
Organism: Stylophora pistillata
Lineage: Eukaryota; Metazoa; Cnidaria; Anthozoa; Scleractinia; Pocilloporidae
Molecular function (GO): RNA uridylyltransferase activity; nucleic acid binding; zinc ion binding
Source: RefSeq, a predicted model, not a curated record